Molecule: messenger RNA, 1680 nt
Organism: Microplitis mediator
Lineage: Eukaryota; Metazoa; Arthropoda; Insecta; Hymenoptera; Braconidae
Exons: 3
Coding region: 1-1680 (559 amino acids)
Source: RefSeq, a predicted model, not a curated record
AUGCACUAUUUAGUUCUGUGGAAGGAUAAAACUGUGAGCGUCAUUGCAUCGAAGGACAUAAAAAAGCACUGCAAUAGUAACUUAGUCAUCGCUCGAUGGGGUCAACAACGUAUAGCCGCAAAAAUAAUUGCUAAAAGCAAUGACGUUGAAUUCCUGAAAAAAUUGAUAGUUGAUACGGAUGGGAUUGGGACUGGGAUUGAAGGUGAUGCUGGGUUUGUUGCUGAUGUUGGCCGUGUUGCUAAUGCUGGUCACGUUAGAAGUGUUGCUGGUGCUGAUCACGAUGGCCGUGUUGCUGCUGCUAAUCAAGAUGGCCGUGUUUCUAGUGCUGAUCACAGUCGACGUGUUGCUGGUGCUGACCACGAUGGCCUUGUUGCCGGUGCUGAUUACGAUGGCCGUGUUGCCGGUGUUGAUCACGAUGGCCUUGUUGUUGCUGCUGAUCACGAUGGCCGUGUUGCUGAUACUGGUCACGUUGGAGGUGAUGCUGGUGCUGAUCAAGAUGGCUGUGUUGCUAAUGCUGGUCACGUAGGAGGUGAUGCCGGUGCAGAUCACGUUAGAGGUGAUGCUGGCGCUGAUCGAGCUGCAGGUGUUGCUGAAGUCGGUCACGUUGGUGAUAUUGCUGAUGGUGAUCGUGUUGGCCGUGUUGCUGAUACUGGUCACGUUGGAGGUGAUGCUGGUGCUGAUCACGAUGGCCUUGUUGCUGGUGUUGAUCACGAUGGACUUUUUGUUGCUGCUAAUCAUGAUGGCCAUGUUGCUGGUACUGGUCACCUUGGAGGUUAUGCUGGUGCUGAUCGAGAUGGCUGUGUUGCUGAUGCUGGUCAAGUUAGAGGUGUUGCUGGUUCUAAUCACGUUAGAGGUGAUGCUGGCGCUGAUCGAGCUGCAGGUGUUGCUGAAGUCGGUCACGUUGGUGAUAUUGCUAGUGCUGAUCACAAUGGCCGUGUUGCUAGUGCUGAUCACGGUCGACGUGUUGCUGGUGCUGACCACGAUGGCCUUGUUGCCGGUGCUGAUUACGAUGGCCCUGUUGCUGAUACUGGUCGCGUUGGAGGUGAUGCUGGUGCUGAUCGAGAUGGCUGUGUUGCUGAUGCUGGUCACGUUGGAGGUGUUGCUGGUUCUGAUCACGUUAGAGGUGAGGCUGGCGCUGAUCAAGCUGCAGGUGUUGCUGGAGUCGGUCACGUUGGUGGUAUUGCUGAUGUUGAUCGUGUUGCUUCUGAUCACGAUGGGAAUUUUGCUAGAGUUGGUCGCGGUGGAGAUGUUAACGAUGCUGAUCACGUUGACGGCGUUGCUGAAGCUGGCCACGGUGGCGUGCUUGCUCAUGAUGGUAAUUAUCAUUCUGAUGAUAAUGAUGAUGAAGAUAGUGACGACGAUGACGAUGAAGACGAUGACAGCGAUGAUUAUGAUGAUAAUGAUGGUGAUAAUCGACGGAAUUCCAUGAUAGAGCUUGUCGCCGAGAGUGAAAUUUUUAUCAAGAGAAAAUCUCUCGACUCUAUCCACAAAAAAUCCACAAAUAAGCCAAAGAAAAUGAUAACUUUAUUGUUAUUGGAAUUAGUUGGUCGCAAGAAACUAGAAGGCAUGUCCUUGAAAGGCAAAAAGGGGAAUGUAGCUUUGCCGCACAAUAUCAAUAUACAUUUACACAAGCGUUCCCGAACGAAAAAACAUCGAAGGAUGCAUUUAAUAGGUGUUUAA